AUGGCAACUGGAAGUCAAAUCCCCACCUUCCAUGGCAGAGCGAAGCGCCGGCGUGAUGAUUCACUCACAUCAGAAUGUGAAGUGAUGCAGCUGAGCGUCUUUCCUAGUUCCUGUGGCGUGGUGCCUCCAGGUGAUUGUGUUGUGCGGAGUUCUUUGGGAGGAACGGAGGGCGCGUCUCGUCGGUUCAACUUAUGGUGCAACGCCGUUCACGCAUUGGCCGAUGCACAUGAGGAGACGAAGAAGCGACUCACUUGCAGGCAGCAGAUGUUUAGUGACGUUGCAGACGAUAGCAUUACGGGUGGUUCCGGUGUUUUGCAGCAGGUGGAGGUUAACGUCACUUGUGGGGACACCGGGAGGAGUUAUCUUUUCACAUUUACCGUACCGCCACGUAGGACUCAUUACAGGGCCAUGGAAGACAUGGGGGAUCAUACAAGUCACCAGGCAGAUGUUGCGCUUGCGCUCACCAGCCAAGUUAUGGCAAAAGUGGGUUUAAUCGGUGAUCGGACGUGGUGUUUGGUUUUCCGUGGGAAAAAUGUUCGUUCAGAAGCUGGGGCCGAGUCACUUAUGUCAGCGUUGUGCGAUAGGCCAUGUGGAAUGAUCAUGUUGGCACUAUAUCGCACUUCAGGGUUGCAGUAG
Trypanosoma brucei brucei TREU927 is the source of this 636-nucleotide messenger RNA. RefSeq lists its product as hypothetical. NCBI's taxonomy places the organism in Eukaryota, Euglenozoa, Kinetoplastea, Trypanosomatida, Trypanosomatidae. The transcript has a single exon. The coding region runs from base 1 to 636 and encodes 211 amino acids. The record is from RefSeq and is a predicted model, not a curated record.